CCCGGUGCCAGAUCACAGUGAGAGACGCGCUUAAAAUCAACUACACACACAGCAGCAAAAAGCCGAGUAAACGUUAAAGUCAGUUGACAUAGACCACAGCCUAGAGAGUAUAUGGCGGUGCCUGGUGAUGUCAGAGGAGGCCUGUCUGGGCUCCCCAAUAUGAAUGGAGAAGAGGAGGAGGAGGAAGAAUCACAUGAGGUGUUGCUGAGUGUGUUUGCCCAGCAUGGGCAGUUGGGGUUGUGUUUCUAUGACAGCAGAGACUUCACUCUGCACCACAUGCCUGACACCUCAGACAACCACGAGCUCCAACUGUUGGCCAGAGUGGUCCAGGAGGUGAGCCCUCAUGUGAUCAUUACCAGUGCUAAGCAGGAACGCUGCAUGGUCCAGUUCAUGCAGGGACUGGGAGCCAACCCAGACUACAGGCCUGAGGUGGUGACCUAUCCCUAUGUGGACUUUGGUCUGGAGGUCAGUAAGCAGAUGCUGUUGUCUGCCCAUUUUCCCUUCCUUCCUCCUGCUGUCUCAGAGAGAGAGAGAAUCUCCUACCUCUCCUCCUGCAUCUCCUUCGACUCCCCCCUCAUGCUGCGGUCAGUAGGUGCGUUGCUGAAGUGUCUGGACAGGAGGAGAGUGGGAGUGGAGCUAGAGGACAGCAGUGUGGGAGUCCCCAUCUUACAGUUCCACACCUACACACUGAAAGACGUAGUGUACGUGGACCAGGAUACUUACAGCGUGCUGCAGAUCUUCAAGUCGGAGCUGCACCCCUCUGUGUACAAGCUGCAGUCUGGGGAGAAGGAAGGGCUCAGUCUCUAUGGGAUACUGAAUCACUGCAGAUGCAAGUUUGGCUCCAAACUGCUUCGCCAGUGGUUUCUGAGGCCGACUCAUGACCUGGCGGUGUUGAACAGGAGACAGGAAGUUGUGAGAUUCUUCUCCUGUCCACGCAACUCUGACUCCCUAAACACUUUGCAGUCCUCCCUACGCAACAUCAGGAACAUCCCGACUCUCCUGCGUUCGAUGUCUCUGUCUCACACCAAAGUCUCUGACUGGCAGGGUCUCUACAAGACAGUGUAUAGUGCGGUGUGUAUCAGGGACACAGUGCGCUCCCUGCCUCAGUCCAUCCAACUCUUCCAGGAGAUCAGUGAGGGAUUCUCAGACGACCUUUACUACAUCGCCUCGCUCAUCAGCAGAGUGGUGGGACACACAGUACACACGUCAGGUGCAGCUCCCAUGUUCUGUAUCUCAAUGUGUUUCAUUCUCAUUUUAUUCUGUGAUUUGUGUCUUGUAUAGGUGGACUUUGAGGGCAGUUUAGCAGAAAACUGUUUCACUGUCAAACCCAAUGUGGACCCUGCUAUAGGCGAGAGUGAGUGUUCAUAACAUUAGGGAAUGAAGGUUAGAGUUAUGUUUGUUGAAGGUCAGAGUUAUGUUUGUUGAAGGUCAGAGUUAUGUUUGUUGAAGGUCAGAGUUAUGUUUGUUGAAGGUCAGAGUUAUGUUUGUUGAAGGUUAGGGUUAUGUUUGUUGAAGGUUAGGGUUAUGUUUGUUGAAGGUUAGGGUUAUGUUUGUUAAAGGUUAGGGUUCUGUUUGUUAAAGGUUAGGGUUAUGUUUGUUGAAGGUGUCGUGGAUAAUCGUUUCAAAAUAUAACACUUACAAGAACUUGUGAAUUCAAUAUAGGCUUUUAAUACAAAAUAUCAGAAGCCGGUAUGGUCCGCGGACAACACACACUUUCCCAGAGCUGGUUCUGUAUUUAUACACAUAUAGCAUAUGAGUCCAUCCUACAUGUAAAUUAAGUUACUUCCCUUAGGUCAUCUGCCACCAUUAUCUUUCAUUUCAGGCUUCCUGCUUGUUCAUGCCCAAUAACGCCUGUAUCCGCUCUUGAUUAGAUUACAAUGGACCCUCUCGUGUCCUAAAAUUAAUAUGUAUUAUGCCUAUAGUCCAUCUGUUGGUCAUUUGGCUGGCACCCUCCUUUGUGUGUCCCUCUGACCUCGGUAUGUCCAGCUAUCCUAUGCACUCAUGGCCUUGCUUUAGUUUCCUGUUCUCUACAAUAGACAAUGUACUUUAAGUGUCGCCUCUUCCUUUUUACCCUAAGCCUUUAUGCUUUUUAUGGCUUUGGCCAUUAUGUCUGUUAUGUCUUAGUUUCCUGUUUUUACCAGAAUGGCAAAUGCACUCACGUGUUGCCUUCUCCUCUUGUAGUCUAAUGUACACCUGUCUUUGCUCAAUAGUGUCAUAUCUGUCUCCAUAUGUCUAAGCACUUACUCCUACAAAUCCCUCCUCUUGAGGCUAAUUAGCCUCAAAAACUAAAAUAAAAUGACAUAUAGAGAGUGGAGGCCAAUACCAACAGUUGACAAAAACAGUAUCAAAAUAAAGCUUACAAAUCACCUGGACCAAACAUCUCCAAUACAUAAACACAGACAGGAGUAAAAUAUCCAAUUUGAAACAUAAAACACUUACAAAACCCAACUAGACCAAACAUCUCCAAACAAUAUCAUAGAUAGGAGUAAAAGAUCUAGUAUGUAAAAAAUAAAACAUUUAUAAUCAAUCAUUAUAUUGUGAAGAAGCAAUGAGCAUGUAGUAUGCCCACACAUCCAGAAACUAUCAGCUAUUCCUUAAUCCUGAUUCUUUAACAUUUCAAGAUAUAAUGUUACUUGAGUUAUAUUACCACAUUUACCUUUGUGAUUCACAAUCAUUCCUUUAUCAAAUGUACUAACUCCUGCAGUUUCUAACACCCAAAUAGUUUAUUAAAUUAACUAUAGUGUUUCCCACAUCCAUCCCAUUAUCUCCAUAGCUGUAGAAACAUUCAUAUUCGCUUUUUACAAUAGUAAACCUAUCAUUAUGAGGAUCAUUCAAUUCAGUUCUUAUUUUUGUACAUUCAUAUUUUCCCAACAUAUUUUUAUUUAUUCACUUCUGCCUUUAGUGUUACCUAAUGCCAACCUGCAUCUAUGUUACACAAAGGAAUGUAGUAUUUUCUCUGAAUACAUUGAACAUUUUAAAUUUAACACAUUCUUCAAAUGAUGCAAGUUCAGGUACUAUCAAAAGAUCAGACCAAGGUGAUUUUCUACACAAAAUACAAUUGUCCAUUCUGUGUUUGUUUGCUGUAUACUUAGCCCAUUCGUACCACUCGUUCUUCACUACUUCUUCUCGUGUGCUGUCCUUGAGUGGUUCUGAUUUUGAGAUAUCUGUCGCUUUUACAAUGUUUUUGUGUCACGUUCCUGACCUUAUUUCCUUUGUUUAGUCUUUGUUUAGUUGGUCAAGACGUGAGCUGGGUGGGUAUAUUCCAUGUUAUGUGUUUUCAUUGGUUUAGGGUUGUCUAACUAGCCUGAUAUGGUUCUCAAUCAGAGGCAGGUGUUUUACGUUGUCUCUGAUUGGGAACCAUAUUAAGUUAGGCUGUUCUCACUGUUUGUUUGUGGGUGAUUGUUCCUGUUCGUUGCGUUCUUUGUUUUCUAGAUUCACAUGUUCAGGACUGUAGCGUCGUUGGUUUCGUUUUGUUUAUUGUUUUUGUUCGUGUUGAAUAAGUGUUUGAAUAAAUAUGGAUACAUACCACGCUGCAAUUUGG
This is a messenger RNA of Salvelinus fontinalis (brook trout), 3541 nucleotides long. Its product is annotated as mutS protein homolog 5-like. The transcript has 13 exons. Gene Ontology annotation, molecular function: ATP-dependent DNA damage sensor activity; ATP binding; mismatched DNA binding. The record is from RefSeq and is a predicted model, not a curated record. NCBI's taxonomy places the organism in Eukaryota, Metazoa, Chordata, Actinopteri, Salmoniformes, Salmonidae. Gene Ontology annotation, cellular component: nucleus. Gene Ontology annotation, biological process: mismatch repair; chiasma assembly. The coding region runs from base 112 to 1281 and encodes 389 amino acids.